AUGACUAUCAUCCCUUACGUUUUUGGUUACGCAUUCCUUGCUUUGGCCGUCUCUUCACAAUCAGUUGGGGUCGGAAUACCAGCCGAAGGAGAGUCCCUCGCUCCUGGAAGCUCUGUUGUGGUCCAAGUUCAGAGACCGAACAGCCUCACUGGCUCCCAGGAGGUGGGCGUUGCCAUUGGGUUGGCAUCUUGCGCAUCAGCCCAGUGUCGCCCUCCUACGGAUGUCAUGGGAACUAUCUUAUAUGCUGGUCCGUUCAAACCAGAAUAUCACGAGUACACCGGACCACCGUAUCAGAAUUACACUGUGGUGAUACCAGAGAGUAUGGAGAAGGGGGAUGCACACCUCAACAUUGCACAUUUCUCUCUCGUUGGGGCAGGGCCAUUUCCCUUCUUUGAGACUUUGAAUAGAACAGUCAUCAUUGCUUGA
Aspergillus clavatus NRRL 1 is the source of this 426-nucleotide messenger RNA. RefSeq lists its product as uncharacterized. Lineage: Eukaryota; Fungi; Ascomycota; Eurotiomycetes; Eurotiales; Aspergillaceae. The coding region runs from base 1 to 426 and encodes 141 amino acids. The record is from RefSeq and is a predicted model, not a curated record. The transcript is spliced from 3 exons.